This is a messenger RNA of Trichoderma harzianum CBS 226.95, 4308 nucleotides long. RefSeq lists its product as hypothetical. Gene Ontology annotation, molecular function: ATP binding; ABC-type transporter activity; ATP hydrolysis activity. The record is from RefSeq and is a predicted model, not a curated record. NCBI's taxonomy places the organism in Eukaryota, Fungi, Ascomycota, Sordariomycetes, Hypocreales, Hypocreaceae. Gene Ontology annotation, biological process: transmembrane transport. Gene Ontology annotation, cellular component: membrane. The transcript is spliced from 3 exons. Bases 1 to 4308 code for a protein of 1435 amino acids.
AUGGCAAGCUCCAGUGUCAAUAGAGAUCUAAAACCUGCUGGAUCUCAAGAUACUCUCACAGGCGAGAUUCAAAGCGAGGAGUCGGAAGCUGAAAGAGACGUGCACAGAGAUGCAAAUAACGAUAACCAAAGAGAAGAGAUCGAACCAAAAGACAAUGUACUGCAACUACCUGCCGCUACAACACAUGACGCCGACACGACACUCGAUACAACAUUGACACAUGAACGGGAGCCGACACCAUGGUACAAGAGGGCAAAUCCACUGCUGUGGAACAUCCCGCCGAUUCCGAAGGAGCGCACAGUAUCUAGAGAGCAUCAGGCCAGCUUCUUUAGCAAAGUCUCCUUUGCAUGGAUGACGCCCCUAAUGACGACGGGAUACAGACGUCAGCUGGACAAACAAGAUAUCUGGCUCAUCAAUCCAGAUAGGGCCUCUGAACGACUGAUUUGUCAAGUAAAGAACGCCUUCCAUAGACGAGUCCGGAACAAACAACAGAAUCCGCUCUUCUGGGCGCUGCAUGAGACAUUCAUGUUCGAGUUCUGGCUCGGCGGCUUGUGUUCGCUGGUAGCAUCCGUAUUGCAGGUCUUUACUCCCUUCACGCUCCGGUACCUGAUCCAAUUUGCAACCGAUGCCUACAAUGCCCAAUUGAGUCAUACAACGCCUCCUGUGGUUGGUCAGGGUAUCGGUCUAGUUGUCGGUGUCACUAUAAUGCAACUUUUGCAAAGCACCUGUACGAGCCACUAUAUCUAUCGAGGAAUGUUGAUCGGCGGUCAGACUCGUUCUGUGCUUGUUGGCCUCAUCUACGAAAAGUCCAUGGUUAUUUCCGGUCGUGCUAGAGCUGGCGGUUCCAAAGAAGCUCAAAUGCACAAGGCAGGCGAGAAAGAGGAUGAAAAAAAUGGUGCUGGUUGGAGUAACGGCCGAAUUACUAGCUUAAUGAGCGUCGACACAUCCCGCGUCGAACAGCCCUUAACUUCCUUUCAUAUGAUCUGGACAUCUCCCAUUACUUGCCUCAUCACCCUCGCCCUCUUAAUCGUUAACUUAUCAUACAGCGCUUUGGCUGGCUUCGGGCUACUCGUCAUUAGUGUUCCCCUGCUGACUAGGGCUAUGCGAAAUCUUCUCCACCGACGACAUGCCAUUAACAUGAUCACUGACAAGCGUGUCUCACUCACCCAGGAGAUACUUCAAUCCAUUCGUUUUGUUAAAUAUUUUGGCUGGGAAAAGGCUUUUGUUGACCGCCUGGAAGAAAUUCGUUCCAGGGAGAUUUCUUCUAUCCAAACCCUACUAGCGAUCCGUGACAGUAUUAACGCUGUUAGCAUGUCCAUGCCUAUCUUUGCGUCCAUGCUUUCAUUUAUUACUUUUUCACUAACCCAUAGUAAUCUGGCGCCAGCGGAAGUCUUCUCGUCUUUAGCCUUGUUUAAUAGUCUCAGAAUGCCCCUAAAUCUAUUGCCUCAGAUCCUUGGUCAGACUAUCGACGCAUGGUCGUCGCUUCAGCGUAUCCAACACUUUCUUCUUGAGGAAGAGCAGGAGGAGAACUUCAUUUAUAUACCUGACGAAAAGCUUGCUAUUGAGCUGGUUGGCGCCUCCUUCACUUGGGAGGGAACGCCCAACCAAGACCCCGACAACAGCGUCGAGAGCAAUGGCGCUGCGAAGACCAAGAAAGAUGUCGAGAAAGUCGAUGAGAAAAAGGAGAUUUCUCAGCAUAGUUCUUCCGAGGAGAGCAGUGUCGAUACCGUUUUAGAGGAACGCGAGCCGUUCAAGCUACAGGAUCUUAGCUUCCAAGUCGGACGAGACGAACUGAUUGCUGUUAUUGGCACCGUCGGUUGCGGUAAAAGCUCGCUACUCUCUGCUCUAGCGGGUGAUAUGAGGAAAACGAAUGGUGAUUUGAUAUUUGGCGCAUCUAAAGCGUUCUGUUCUCAGUAUCCCUGGAUUCAAAAUACAACAUUACAGAAAAACAUUACUUUUGGCAAGGAGAUGGAUAAACAGUGGUAUAAGGAUACUAUUAGAGCAUGUGCCCUUCAGACGGACUUGGACAUGCUGCCUAAUGGCGAUCAGACGGAAAUUGGUGAACGGGGUAUUACAAUUUCCGGUGGACAAAAGCAGCGUCUUAAUAUUGCGCGAGCAAUUUACUCUAAUGCCGAUAUAAUUCUUAUGGAUGACCCGCUGAGUGCUGUUGACGCCCACGUUGGCCGUCAUAUUUUUGAUAAUGCUAUUCUGGGCUUGCUGAAGAAUAAAUGCAGAAUUCUUGCUACCCACCAGCUCUGGGUUCUCAGCCGCUGUGAUAGGAUUGUCUGGUUGGACUCGGGCAAGAUUCACGCAAUCGACACAUUUGAAAAUCUUAUGCGUGACCAUAAAGGGUUUCGAACUCUGAUGGAAACUACUGAUGUUGAGAAAAAGCGGGAAGAGGGAAAAGAAGAGGCUAAUGGAAAGCAGCCGUCUCCGACUGAAUCUGUGAAGGCCCGAGAGGACAACGAGAACCUGAAAGGUGCUCUUAUGCAACAGGAGGAAAGGCCCGAGUCGAGCGUGCCAUGGGGUGUAUAUGGAGCGUAUAUUCGUGCUUCAGGUACUAUUCUCAACGGACCGCUGAUAUUCUUUAUUCUGGUUCUCGCUCAAGGCGCCAAUAUUGCAACUAGCUUAUGGCUGUCUUACUGGACCUCGAAUAAGUUUAACUUAUCAACUGGCCAGUACAUUGGCAUUUACGCCGGCCUUGGUGCCUUCCAAGCCCUCCUUGUGUUCCUCUUCUCUGUCUCGCUCUCUAUUAUGGGCACCAGCUCUAGUAAGGUUAUGCUCCGUGAAGCCGUUUUCCGCGUUCUGCGAGCACCUGUAUCAUUUUUUGAUACUACGCCCUUAGGCCGUAUUACAAACCGCUUCUCGCAAGACAUCAAUGUUAUGGACAACAAUCUCACAGACUCCUUACGGUUGUUUUUCCUUACUCUCGGUACGGUUACGGCUGUAUUCGCCCUUAUUGUUACUUACUUCCACUUCUUUGCUAUUGUUCUGGGUCCUAUGUAUAUCCUUUGCAUUCUGGCCGCAUUGUAUUAUCGUGCAUCUGCCCGCCAGGUCAAACAGUUUGAAUCUACUCUGCGAUCUACUGUUUUUGCUAAAUUUGGGGAGGGCCUCACCGGCGUUGCGUGCAUCCGCGCGUACGGAGUUCAAAACCAAUUCGUUCAGGAACUUCAAAGGGCAAUGGACGACAUGAAUAGCGCGUAUUAUCUGACCUUUUCCAAUCAGCGGUGGUUAGCUACCCGGCUUGAUCUGAUUGGCAACCUGCUUGUCUUUAUUAUCGGAAUCCUUGUUGUUACAUCUCGUUUUGGCAUCAAUCCUUCUAUUAGCGGUCUAGUAUUAAGCUAUAUCCUAACUAUUGUCCAGAUGCUUCAGUUUGCUAUACGUCUACUAGCAGAAGUUGAGAAUAGCAUGAAUGCUGUUGAACGCCUUCAUUAUUACGGUAAUAUGCUGGAAGAAGAGGCACCAUUACAGACCGUCGAUGUUCGAAAGUCUUGGCCUGAGAGAGGUGAAAUUAUUUUUGAAAAUGUUCAAAUGCGCUAUCGACCCAACCUUCCUCUUGUUCUUCAAGGAUUUUCAGCACAUAUAAAAGGUGGCGAGCGUAUUGGAAUUAUUGGCCGAACUGGCGCAGGAAAGAGCUCUAUUAUGGGCACUUUAUUCCGACUUGUUGAAAUCUCAAAGGGUUCCAUUAUAAUCGACGGUAUUAAUACUGCUACUAUCGGUCUAUAUGAUUUGCGAUCCCGCCUUACGAUUAUUCCGCAAGAUCCAACCCUGUUUUGCGGUACUGUCCGCACCAACCUCGACCCUUUCAAUGAGCAUAACAGCACCGAACUCUGGUCAGCCUUACGCCAAGCCGGCCUUGUCUCUACAGAUGCUGAUGGGGAAGGUUGCAAAACGGGCCAGAUCCGCCUAGAUAGCAUUGUUGAGGAAGACGGCUUGAACUUCUCCCUCGGCCAACGGCAGCUUAUGGCUCUAGCCCGUGCACUCAUCCGGGGCUCGCAGAUUAUUGUUUGUGAUGAGGCAACUUCCUCUGUGGACAUGGAGACGGAUGACAUGAUUCAAAAGGCGAUGGCCGUAGGCUUCCGGGGCAAGACGGUGCUGUGCAUUGCGCAUCGACUGCGCACGAUUGUGGGUUACGACCGCAUUUGUGUUAUGGAUGCGGGAAGGAUUGCUGAGCUGGACACACCAUUGGAGUUGUGGAAGAAAGGCGGUAUUUUCAAGAGUAUGUGUGACCGGAGCGGUAUCCGAAUGAGAGACAUACAGAGUGCUCGAGAAGAGCUAGAGAGAUUAUCCGGGCCGGGUGCAAUUUAA